UUUUUCAUACCUUUCAUUAUUUCUCGCGCGUUUACUUGUUGCAGACGUAAACAACUUUUUCUCUCUGCUUGGACAACUGUAAUUGGAUAUAAUGGAGCUUUUUGCAACGGUACACGUUGCAUUUAUCACGUCAUUAUUAUUUUCAGUGUUUAAGUUGAUUAUGUGCCAGGAUCAAGUCACAACUCCAGGCACGGUCUUUGUCACAGAAGGUGAAAUAGCUACCUUUUAUUGCCGAUUUGAUCCCUCAAAUCUUGUCGCGUUGGAUUGGAAGAAGGGAGAGGAUGUGAAUACCGCUGUUUCUCUUAUCAGAUUAUUUAAGACACGCACAAUUCGUGGCGAUGAUCUUAGGGUUGACAUGACAAGAAAUUAUUCUUUGACUAUUAAUGAAACCACACAAGCAGACAGUGGAGUUUACUGGUGUCAGGUGACAUUGCAAGGCGUCUUUGAGUCAUCCACAAACCUCACAGUAUCACCAGGUAAGAAGAAAUUGGUUUAUAUUUAGUUCAAAGCUUUAGAUACUGGUGGUCAACAAAUAUUCAUCACUUCGUGAACUGGAACGUCCUGCAGAGUAUUCACCCACUCCUAGCCUUGUGUGCCAGGCUGUAAGGCGAAACACAGUGAAAAAUGUAUUGUACGACACAUGCGCUGGCAAUCCUUGUACCUUGUGUUCAUCUCUUCCAAAAGGUCCACUAGGAACUAUAACUGGAAGUAUUGGCGUUACGAGAGUAAAAAAAAUUGUGUAAUUCAGGGGUUAUGCUAUUCAUAGCUCUGCAGUCACGGUCUUACACUAACCAAAUUCCUAAUUUUGACCCUGGAUUAAACACUACACUGAACAAUAUCCCUAACCCCUAACAACCUAAAACCCAAUCACAACCCUGCCCAUAUCCCUAUCUUUGAGGAAAUAAAGCCCAGAGUACUUGUCCAUGAAGUGUAUGUCAGAUCAGAAAUAGUAACAUGUUGGCUCAAAAUCACCACCAGUAUAAAGUCAUCGUAUGGUAAAUGUUGGCAUCAAGGUUUUUUUUCAAAGGCUAGAUUAUGAGCUUUCUAACUUUAAUACAUCUACAGUAUACAUGUAGCUUUUGCAGUUUACUGAACACUUUUUCUUUACGGAGCCGGAAAGGCGUUUACUCAUACAGGUGUGUAUAUACUUUAACAAAGAGUUAACGCUUGUGAUGGCUUACGAAUAUUACUUAUUAUAAGAGCAACCAGUUUCUAUCGCUAUUAUUCAGAGAUUGAAACCAACUUUAUCAACAUCUGAUCUGUUCUUUUUUCAGUUCUCGUAAAUGCAUCGUUAUCUUUUUUCAAGCUACUGA
Molecule: messenger RNA, 1313 nt
Organism: Strongylocentrotus purpuratus (purple sea urchin)
Lineage: Eukaryota; Metazoa; Echinodermata; Echinoidea; Camarodonta; Strongylocentrotidae
Exons: 3
Coding region: 92-502 (136 amino acids)
Source: RefSeq, a predicted model, not a curated record